AUGUCCCCGGCACACUCCUACGAGGGAGAUCAAGACGACGAGUUGGCAGGGGCACGUUACGCAUUCCCUCCGAAACAACCGGUCCCACCACCAGAUCGGGACCGUCGCUCCGCAGCCCCGCCACCGGCAUCCUCGGACGAAGUUCACCGAAAGUCAUUCCGAGGGCCCAAGGUCAACCUCCCGGAGCCAUUCGAUGGAACAAAAAUCAAGGCAAAGGCAUGGCUUGUCGAUGUAAUGAACUACAUCGUCAUGAAGCCCAGCGAGUUCGAAGACGAACAAAGUAAAAUUCGCUGGGCAAUGUCGUACAUUCGAGGGCCACAGAUCAACCACUGGAAGGCCUCCCUAUUGGAAAGAAUGAUGGGAGGUCCCCCAGUCUAUGCCACACUCCAGGACUUCAUCGCAGACUUCAAGAAAAUGUACUACCCUGCGAACCCAGAACUGGAAGGUCAGCGAAUGCUGCGCACUAUGCAGCAAAGGUACAAGCCUUGGGAAGAAUUUGAAGCCAAAUGGGAACAUUGGGUCAAGGUCUCGGGGUACAGGGAUGAGCAGUUGCUGCUCCAAUUACUUAGGACGGCCACGAGAAAAGAGCUCUGCGACAGAGUAUGGGCGUCCGAAGGUAUUAGCCGGGACGUCAAUAGCUACAGCCUGUGGAAACAGGUUGCAGCUCGGCUAGACCUUCAACAGCAGCAGCAGUGGGCAUCCACCUUCGAGGACCGAAAGGGCAAGGGGAAAGCCAAGGACUCCAAAACCCGACAAGUCCAUUAAGAGAAAGGUUCGACAACGGCAACGGUCAACGCAGUCAGGACAACGGGAAGGGCGCCCAUCAGAAACAUCGAUGAGGCAGGAAAAGCGGUGCCACAC
Laetiporus sulphureus 93-53 is the source of this 861-nucleotide messenger RNA. RefSeq lists its product as uncharacterized. Lineage: Eukaryota; Fungi; Basidiomycota; Agaricomycetes; Polyporales; Laetiporaceae. The record is from RefSeq and is a predicted model, not a curated record. The transcript has a single exon. Bases 1 to 765 code for a protein of 254 amino acids.